Molecule: messenger RNA, 624 nt
Organism: Seminavis robusta
Lineage: Eukaryota; Bacillariophyta; Bacillariophyceae; Naviculales; Naviculaceae
Source: the annotation of a GenBank genome assembly
AUGCAGGAAGCUCCCUUUUCUUGUCAGCUGCGACUAUUGAGGAACCAAGAUGUUCGCCGUUAUGGUUGCUCCGGGGAAACCACAGGCGGGACAGGCAGAGAAGGCAUCCGCAACAUCUUUCGCGACGGUGACUCCCGCUGGAACAAGUGGUACGAUCCGGCCUACGACGGAGCUUUUCCAAGAUACGCCCAAGUCACACUUGAGGAAUCUUUGGAAGUGGUUGGAUAUGGUAUCAAGAGUGCGAAUGAUGUGCCUUGGCGCGACCCGGCUUCCUGGCAACUAAUGCUUGGAAGAGACAAUGGGAACAUUGUUAGAGAAGUCCAUUCGGUCUCGGGCCAUCGAUUCGACAGACGAUACGAGACGCAUUUGUUUGUCGUCUCGGCGGCGGGCAAUGUCACCACCCAGACGGACCUUGUGCGCUUGAACAUUACGGAGGUCAACUCUUUGCAAAGUGGAACGCAAUUUGCUCAGUUGUACGUCAUUGUCAAGCAACAGGAGGCAGAAGAGCAGAACGCAAGACAAAGAAAGCGACGACGCAGGAGAAACCGUGGAAAGAAACGAAAACCUGCUGGUGGCUCCUCAUCUGGUGGAAACUUCAGCUUGGGCCGUCUCUGGCGUUGGUAA